CACCAUCGCUCUCCAUUAGUUUUCUCAUUCGUUUGUUCGUUUCUGUGGUGCAAGAAGGAAAAGUCGAAAAAGUACCGCAAAAUCACACAAAUCGUAUCGUAGAACAUCCAUCAAUUCACACACACAGCCGUUCGUGGAAUUUACAUUGCGAUCACCUCUGUUUUCCGCGGAACACUCGCUGUCUUCUCUUUGUUCCCGUUCGUCGUUUUCCCACAAAAAAAAACAGGCACACGCAAAAGAGAGAGGGCCGAAGGCGAACAAUAGUGCAUUAGCGUUUGGAAUCAUCUGCUCAAUUAGGAGUGAAAACUAAUUAGUUGCUUCAUCUCGACAUUUCGCGCGAGCUUUACGAUGACUGGCGCAGUUUUUUAGCACCUAAACAAAUAAGUCUGUUAACGUGUAAAGAGUUUGGGAUUUUAGGUGCCGUACCGCAUGGCAGCCCUCAUCGUGUCACGUGUUCUCAUACCUGGUGAUCGGAUUUCGCCAAUUCUCCGUGUACCUGUGAGGAGAAAACCGAAGGAUUCAAGUUCAAAGGUUUUCCGCAUGCUCGCCUCACAUUUAGAUCCAUUUAGGCGUCAAUUUCGCCGUGAUUUAUCGGAAUGGAUGUCAAUAGACCCCAUCAAGACAAUAGUAACAAUCAAUCAGCUGGUUACUGCAAUAGUUCUGGUGUUGGCAAGGCAAAUGGCGGAGGGAAGCUCCUGCAGCAGCCGCCGGUUGUCAGCAACGGGCGCUGGAAAGCCGGCGAGGACAAGCAUAGGGGCUGCAACGGAGCACCAGGAGUGGCUGGAGCCGGAGGAGUGCUUAAUUGCGGAUCCCAGUGUGAGAGUGUAACCAUUUUGGCUUCAAGUAAUAGUGCGGGAAGUGGUGGCAUCGAUGAUCCAGAAACUAGAGAUCCUCCAUCCAGUGAGGAGAGUGAAAUCGCGACGGGAAUCAGUGAUUGUGGCACAGUAAAGCUGGAGGAUGUUGAGAGUGUGUUCAGUGGGGGUGUUUCCCAGGGGGGCGGCAGUCAGGAGACCACCAUCGAUGUGAGCGACGAGAAGUGCGAGGAGAUCAAGCCGCUGCUCAUUUUCGAUCAUCACUCGGAGAAGUAUCCGCGCAAGCUGCCGAAGAGUAUUGUUAAGUCGCCGUCGACGCAGAGUUUCAAGGCGGAGUCAUUCCACAGGAGGUACCAUGAGAAGCCCAGGCUGAGUUUGCAGUGUGGUGGCGGAGACACGGAGCGUCCGGUGCUGCAUGUGCAGUUCUUGCAAGAGAAGGGAAAGGCGGGAUCCAAUCCCAGAGUGGCGCAGAGUGGCGAGGAGGAAAGGAGCGAGGCGUGUGGCAGUCCAAUUGGCAGCAUCACUUCGCGCACGUCGGGCUCCAGCAGCACGAGCUCGUCGGAUGAGGAGAACAGCUCUCUUGGGCAGUAUGCAGAGGCGCGAGCGCCGGACGGCGGCUGGGGAUGGGUUGUCGUGGCUGCGGCUUUCAUGGUGAAUCUCAUUGCGGAUGGCAUCACGUUCAGCUUUGGGGUGAUUUUCGUGGAGUUCCUCAACUACUUCCGCGAGGGAAAGGCUAAGACGGCGUGGAUUGGAUCCCUGUUCAUGGCAAUGCCUCUCCUCUCUGGACCAAUUGCCUCCUUUCUCACCGAUCGCUAUGGCUGCCGACGCGUCACUGUAGCCGGCUCUAUCCUGGCCGCCGUGGGAUUCAUGAUAUCCGCAUUCUCCACGUCAAUGGAGAUGCUCUUUUUCACAUUUGGAAUCCUCGCGGGCUUCGGAUUGAGCUUGUGCUACGUGGCCGCGGUAGUGAUAGUUGCUUACUAUUUCGACAAGAGGAGAUCCUUUGCCACGGGAUUGUCGGUGUGCGGCAGCGGCAUUGGCACAUUCAUCUUCGCGCCGCUCACGCAAGUUCUCCUGGAGGAGUACGGAUGGCGAGGAACGACACUUAUUCUCGCUGGGGUGUUUCUCAAUAUGACAGUGUGUGGGAUGCUGAUGAGGGAUCUCGAGUGGACGACGCACAGGGCGAAGAAGACGCGUGCUAAGGAGAAGUUGAGGAAGAGCAAGAUGGGAAUUUCUGCGGAUUCGAUGAGCAACAGCACGAACACGGGCGGAACGGCGAGCAAUCACCAGCACGGAUCGGGAUCAGGGAAUCACGAUCCAGAGGAGGAGUUCUACAGUGAUCAUCUGAAAGUGAUUGAGUCGGACGAUUGUCGGCAGUUCAGCUCACUGAUAGCGCUGCCGACGUUCGUGCGAACGGGCGAGAAAGUGCCUCCGGAGGUGCUUGAGCUUCUGUCGACGCACAAAAAUGCCCUUUUGCUGCACAACUAUCAAGGCAUGAUGCACUCGCGUAGCUUCAAUGAGCCUCUAUCAACGGCAAUGUCUCCGGAAGGGGCACUCAGCCCGUCAAAUCCCGAUCGGAGUCCAUCGGCGACCAUGGCGAGGAAUCAGUCUCGAAAACAGCGCCUGCAGGGCAACGAGCAGGAGUUCCUGGACAUCCUCAAGCGGGACACCCAUCAGAGUCGUGAGAAGCCGACAAUGGCGUACUUGAAGGACUUGCGAAUGCAUCGGCACUCACUCACUUAUCGUGGCGCCAUGCUGAAUAUAAAUCGCUAUCGAUUGCGCGCCUCGUCCUGUCCGGACAUCUACAGGAACUCCAUGACGACCAUUGCGAAGGAGAAGAGUCAGUGGUAUCACGGGAUAAGUGAGUUCAAGAAUCUUUUCGUCGAUAUUCUCGAUUUCUCUCACUUCACGGACAUUCGCUUCCUGCUGUUCGCCAUCUCGAACUUCCUGCUGUACACUUGGUACGAUGUGCCCUAUGUGUAUUUGGCGGACAACGCCAUUGGGAUUGGUUUCUCGGAGACGGACGCGUCUGUACUCAUAUCUAUCAUUGGCAUUGUCAACAUGUUUGGUGAGAUAUGCCUCGGGUGGAUUGGGGACAGAAAGUGGGUGAAUCCCACACUGGUCUAUGCACUGUGCAUGGCACUUUGUGGGGCGGUUGUUGGACUUGUGCCACUACUCCGAUCGUAUCAGGCACUUUCGGCCAUCUCUGGGGCCUUUGGACUCUUUAUUGCGGCUAAUUAUUCACUUACCAGUAUUAUUCUGGUGGAAUUGAUCACUUUGGAGAGAUUCACAAACGCCUAUGGACUGCUGCUGCUUGUGCAGGGAAUUGCUAAUCUCGUUGGACCUCCUCUGGCGGGCUGGAUUUUUGAUAUUACCGGAACUUAUGAGUGGUCUUUCUACCUGGCCGGAUUGUUCAUAGCCGUCUCGGGUGGAAUGCUAGUGAUUCUUCCGGCUCUGGGGAAGUACAGAAGUUACAGGGCACUGAAGCGACAGAAUUCGGAGAGCAAGAAUGAAGCACCAUCUAAUUCUACGGAUUGUCCUUCGGAUAAAUCGAAUGGAACAACUAUUCUUAGUGACUGUUUUCGUAAAGACUUGGGCAGAGGUAAUGGGAAAAUUGACCACGUCUAGGCUAGUUGGUGGAUUGUGAGCGGCAUCGAUGGACUAAGCCAAUUACCUUGUUGAUAUACAGUUAAAAGUUUUUUGCAUCGUGUAAUGUACACACGACUAGGAGGAUUAAUAUUAACACACAAGUAUUGAAGAUGUAAAUAUGCGGAAGAAAUAAUCUGUCUGCAUAUUAGUUUAGGAAGUACUUGAAGAAAAAGACCUCUCAAUAUCGCGAGGGGCGAUUUAUUCGAAUGAAAAGUUUCUUGAUUUAGCGAAUUGAAUUGACAAACUCCAUUUAAAAGUUGUUCUAGAGUGUGAUUUUCGCACACAAUUGAGAGAAACCUUUCUAUGAAAUCUUCACUGUUGAUAUUUGGAUUGAUGACGCGAUAAAAGACGAAAAUAUGAUGAAAUUAGUGAUCUUCCUCUUGCUUAAUAACUAAAGAAAAAGAAAACACAUUGACACAAAUCGAGAAAAAGAUAGAAUGAAAGUAUGAGAAUUAUACCAAUUAGUGAUCAAUCACAACAGCGUUCGAAUUAUUCUAUGAAUCUAGUGAAGUAAAGAUGCAAACAGAAAGGAGUAAAAAAAGCCCCUAAUUAUAGAUUAAAUCCCGAAGGUUUUUCCUUGUUUUUAUUUUACUUUACAAUUCGCUAUUGUGCGGUGAAGUAUGAUAAUUCUGUAAUUUAUGAACUGUGAUCAUUAAAAGAAGAUGAAAGCAUGAGGGGACGUGAAAUUAUGGGGAAUGGGAUCCAAAAAGGGCGAAUAAUAUGAUUUUCAUAUGGUGAAAUUCUCAAUUGGAUAAUGAAAAAAUUGCGAUGGAGAAAAAUAUUUUUAUAGGUGACCCAAAAAUCAUCCCUUUUGAGAAAUAUGUAUUUGCAAAAGAUUACUUCAGCAAAAUAAAACUGAAUUCAUGAGAAGGAAGAGGGAAAGAGAGAGAUAAAAAUUAUGCACAACUUCUUGCAAUAAAUUACUCGAUGAGCAUAAAGAAUUUUACAUUAAAAUAAAUCGUAUAUUUAAUACAAAUAUAAAAGAUAUGAUAUUGGAUGUGUCUUGCAGUGCGGAAACAUAUGAUUUUUGGUAAUGAGCAACUCGAGAAGAAGUCUGACAAAGAAUCAAGAUUUUGCUGAAUGUUUAUUUUGUGCUAAAGUAGAAAUUUUAGGAUAGAAUUGCGUGUGAGAUUUCAUUUUCCAAUGUACCGACGAUCCUUUUAGUUGUUGUGAGUGCGAGAUGAAGGGUGAUUAUGUGUUUCAUAUAAUCGAUUAAUAUGAAUUCUAAUUAAUGUGCGUCAUAUAUAUUGAUGGUCGUGAGUAAUUGAAGAAAUUAAAAUGAAAACCAGAUAGAAAAAAAAGUAUGAAAAUCGACAAAAUUACCUUUUCUCAAUAUUUUAUAUACAAAUAUAUUUGAUGUUUCAUAAGAAUAUGAAGUGAAUUAAUCACUGGGAAAUGUGAAGAGAAUGAUAUGAUAUUUUUCUCAACUUUAUUUACCCUCCUUUCGAUCAAGUACUUGAGAAGAAGAAGCUACAAUUUCAUAGUUGAGCUAGAAUUGAACUCCACUUUAAAAAUGAUAUAAGAGAUAUAUUAUUGAAAUAUGAUACCAUUCUUAGCUCUAAUCGAUACACAUUUGAGUGAAAAUUUGAAGGAGAAAUAAAUACACAGCAAGUAUGAGAAGUACAUCUCACAAAAAAAUAUUAAAUACUGUUUAAGUAGCGAAAUCUCUGGUAAAUAAACUUGAAAAUGAGAAAUGAUA
This is a messenger RNA of Phlebotomus argentipes, 5157 nucleotides long. RefSeq lists its product as uncharacterized. The record is from RefSeq and is a predicted model, not a curated record. NCBI's taxonomy places the organism in Eukaryota, Metazoa, Arthropoda, Insecta, Diptera, Psychodidae. Gene Ontology annotation, molecular function: monocarboxylic acid transmembrane transporter activity. Gene Ontology annotation, biological process: monocarboxylic acid transport; transmembrane transport. The transcript is spliced from 6 exons. The coding region runs from base 597 to 3437 and encodes 946 amino acids.